This is a messenger RNA of Aspergillus aculeatus ATCC 16872, 354 nucleotides long. RefSeq lists its product as uncharacterized. NCBI's taxonomy places the organism in Eukaryota, Fungi, Ascomycota, Eurotiomycetes, Eurotiales, Aspergillaceae. Bases 1 to 354 code for a protein of 117 amino acids. The transcript has 3 exons. The record is from RefSeq and is a predicted model, not a curated record.
AUGUCUCCCAAGGGCCCCUUCCGUCUCGUCACUGUCAACACUGCUCCCGAGAGAGCUAAGCGCUUGAUCGGUCGCCUUAUCGAGGCUCUUAAGGACCGCUACACUAUCAUCCACGUUGACAACUGCGAGAAGAUCGAGGAGGUCGAACCCAAGGUCAAGGAGCACAUGCCUGACGUUUUGUUCAGCGCUUCCAUGUGGACUGCCGAGCAGGCUCAGGAGAUCCACUCCAUUGCUCGUUCGAUCAACCCCACCAUCAAGCUCCACGCCAUCCCCGAAGGCCUUCAGGUCGAGCGCGGCCCCGAUGCCAUCGUCGAAUACCUUGUCGAGAAGGUCCCUCCGUUGUUGGAUGCUUAA